AUGGCCACGGCAGCCCUGACGACUCCGAACCCGGGGAAGGAGCACCGGACAGCGAUCACGGUGCCGGAGUUCAAGCGCUGGGUGAAGCAGUUCGACACCGACCACGACGGCCGCAUCAGCAGGAAGGAGCUCCGGGAGGCCAUCCGCCGCCGGGGCGCGUGGUUCUCCGGCCUGCGCGCACUGUUCGCUGUCCGGCGCGCCGACAGGAACCGCAACGGGUUCGUGGACGACUCCGAGAUCGAGGGCCUCAUCGACUUUGCCGAGAGGGAGCUGGGCUUCAGGAUCAGAACGGAAUGA
This is a messenger RNA of Miscanthus lutarioriparius, 297 nucleotides long. The record is from the annotation of a GenBank genome assembly. Lineage: Eukaryota; Viridiplantae; Streptophyta; Magnoliopsida; Poales; Poaceae.